This is a messenger RNA of Adelges cooleyi (spruce gall adelgid), 1002 nucleotides long. RefSeq lists its product as uncharacterized. The transcript is spliced from 3 exons. NCBI's taxonomy places the organism in Eukaryota, Metazoa, Arthropoda, Insecta, Hemiptera, Adelgidae. The coding region runs from base 1 to 1002 and encodes 333 amino acids. Gene Ontology annotation, biological process: sensory perception of taste. Gene Ontology annotation, cellular component: axon; dendrite; neuronal cell body. The record is from RefSeq and is a predicted model, not a curated record.
AUGUCCAAGCUCGUGCACUCCAUGUACUUUCAAUUGAUGGCCAUCGCCACGUUGGUGUCCAGGGUGACAAUGGUGUACAAGAACAUCAGGGGUUUCCCGGAGUACGACGAGAAGAUGGAACGUUACGAGAUGUACUCGCCGACGUCCGUAGCCAAAGCGAAGCUGCAUCGGUUGUUCUCGUUUAUCAUCGUGUCUACCUGUCUGAUCAUGAUAGUACCGAUAAAUCUAUUCCGGCUCUAUCUGAUCAGCCGUUACCAGUGGAAAGGCGACUACGUGAUUGUGGUGUUCUUCGUGUACCUGUACAUGCAGAACCUGAGCAUGUGCCUGACCGAGGUGAACUUCAUCCUGACUUGUUUCGGACUAAAUCAAAAAUUUCAACUCAUCAACGAGGACAUGGACGAACUUCGGUCGGUGAUCAUCGAAAUCAACAAGUAUCCCAACGUGCUGCGAUCGAAUUGGCGCGAUCAAACUACUCUUAAGACCAAAGACGACGGCAACAGCAAAAUACCAAUGUUCCAUUCGAGAACGUUAAGAUCGUUUGUCAACCGGCCGCUGACCAGGACCGUGGAGCGACUUCGGGCCAGACACCAGUAUGCCAGAAACGCUAUGGAGGACUUGAACGGGUUGUACGGCAUCCAACUGGGGUUGUCUCUGUGCGUGUUGUGUGCCAUGGCAUUGUUUGACAUCUACGGUGAAGCUUUUAGGGACAGCGAUUCGUCAAAUUCAUUCAUAUUCAUAUAUGGCUGGCUCCUACAGUACUCGUUCAGGUUUUGUGCAAUCGUGAUCAUAGCUCAUCUCACUACGGAACAGGCACGCAAAUCAGAAAAAUUUAUAACUGACAUAAACAAUCGUUAUUUGGACAAUAACACAAAAGAAGAGUUACUAUUAUUUAUGAAUCAAAUAUCCAGCCAUGACAUAGAGUUUACUGCAUGCGAUUUUUUUACUCUCAAUCCACAUCUUAUAACUUCAGUAAGUAGACGUUGUUACACAUUACCUAAUUAG